This is a messenger RNA of Biomphalaria glabrata, 2808 nucleotides long. Its product is annotated as thioredoxin-related transmembrane protein 1-like. Bases 55 to 891 code for a protein of 278 amino acids. Lineage: Eukaryota; Metazoa; Mollusca; Gastropoda; Planorbidae. The transcript is spliced from 8 exons. The record is from RefSeq and is a predicted model, not a curated record.
UAGAUCUUUUUUUUUCCGGAUAUCAUUUGUUUUAUACUCUAAAUAGUAGGCAUCAUGAUUUCGAUUAAUUGCUAUCUCGUUUCUUUUUUGUAUUUAUUGCAUUUAUUAGCAAAUGUUUCUUCACAGUCAUAUAAAACUAAAGAACCGAUAAAAAUUACGGAUUCCAAUUGGACAAAUGUACUGGAAGGAGAGUGGAUGGUUGAAUUUAUGGCACCAUGGUGUCCAGCUUGCAAGUCUUUCAAAGAUGUGUGGACAGAAUUUGCUGGAUGGGGUUAUGACCUUGACAUUACUGUUGGGGUUAUUGAUGUCACAGAAAAUCCAGGUCUUAGUGGUCGAUUUCUUGUCACCUCACUACCAACAUUAUAUCAUAUAAAAGAUGGAAACUUCAGAAUCUAUCAGGGUGGUAGGAAAACAACAGACUUGAUUUCUCUAAUUGACGAGAAAAAAUGGAAUGCUAUAGAGCCAGUGGCUUGGUACAGAAAUCCUAACUCCAUACAGAUGGGAGUACUAGGUAAUUUUUUCACUGCUGCCAUGUUUAUCAGGGGCAUAUACAAUACUAUGACUGAUGUUUAUGGUAUCCCAGAAUGGCUUUGCUAUGUGAUAUUUGCAAUUCUGACAAUAAUAAUUGGAUUAAUUUUAGGACUACUGCUGGUUCUUUGCUGUGAUAACUUUUUUCCAGCUAAAUAUAUCCCCUUGCCUCCUGAGAGACUAGCGCACAAGCCCAAGGAUGACCCAACAGAUGAUGAUGACAUCAUUGAUGAUACAGUGGAACAAAAGCAGACCAAGAAAACAUCUUUAGACUCUAAAGGCCCUAGUGAACCAAGUGGUUCUGCUUCACAGGUGGCCAGUGACAGUGAAGUUAGGAAAAGAACACAGAAAGCAAAGGAAUGAGACUUCCUGUUUGUCUGUUGACUGUGCCGGUAUCUGUACUUUUCAUGUUAUUUUGUUUUCAUGUUAUAUUUUGUUCUGUGGAUAAAGAUUGAUUUCGCUUACGGAUAUGGAAAGUCUUAAUGUCAUUUCUCUCAAAAGAGGAAAUGUAUUUAGUGAUACCCUGAUGCAGUAGACAAAACUCCAAUGGGAAUAUUAUUAGUACCGGUGUGGUAUCUAAGAAGUUUUAAUUCAGGACCUAUUGAAGAGGUGCUAUGUGAACAUUGUCUUUGUGCUCAUGUGAAAGAGGAUUGUUAAUGCACAAGCUGACAAGAUAAGCUUGGAAUAGCUUUGUGUAUGUGUGUGUAAAAGAAUACAUUGUGAUAAUUAUUAUUUUUCCAAUAUUAUACAUUCUUUACAAUGUCUUCACAACAUUUCACUGAUUUUUGUAAAGUACAGACCUUUUGUUUUUCUUUAACUUACAGUCAAUGCUCUAUGCAUAUUUAAAAAUGUAUUCAUAGCAUUGUACAACCCAAAAAGUGAAGGUGCUAUUUUUAGUCCAUCCAGCUAUAAAGGGUAACUGAUUGAAAAAAAAAUUGUAUAGGGUUUUAAAUAGGCUAGAAAGGGACUCUUCUUAGCAUGUUAAAAUAAAUGUCCUUUAUCUUUGUAUUUAUAAAGCAGUAAUUGUUUUACAUUUAUUCUUUCUGAAUAAUUUGCCAUCCUAAGUUACAUUUAUCAACUGUAAUAAUUAUAUAUGCAUUGUAAAGAAAUAAUGUUUGUAUUUUUAAUGCUAUGUGUAUUAGUGUGUGUUUUGACUUUUGUCUGUGUCAGUUUUUAAAUUAUGACAAUAUAUUCUUCACACAUUUUAUUGCAAAAUUUUUAUUUUUUCUCCCCAUUUUAUAUUGAACAACCAAGUAGUAAAAUCUAAUAUAGCUCUUCAGAACUAAAAAGCAAAGUAAUUAAAACAACAUUUAGCUGUUAGUUUGAAGUAUGGUAAACAACCAAUUAAAAACACACUAUAAGAUUUCAUUAAUGCACAAUUAGUAUUUGGUAUGUUAACACUAACAAAAAGACUUUCUGAGCUAUUCGAGUCAUUAGUUGACCAAACGUAACCCUUAUUAAACCUCCAGUCAAAAAAACUUUUCUAAGCUAAAGGAAAUUGAAUUUAUUCCCAAGCUGCUGUUUGAAUGAUAAUUUUUUUCCUCCCAUGCAGUUUAUAGUUCUAAUAAGUGUUUUAGUGACAUCUUGCUCCAGUGGACUCAUGACAGGAGUGUAUUUGGAGCCAGGUGUGGAAAGAUUUCAAGUUUUGUAUCAGAAACAUUUGAUAUGCAAAGAUGGUUUUAGUUGGAAAUAAAACCCACUAUAAAUUUUUAUUUAUUUAUAUUAUUUUAUAUGAAUAUUUCAAAUAGCUACCAUUUUUUUUAUUUCAAAAAUUGUGUGUGUCUUGAUUGUUCCUUCAAAUAUUUGAUUGUGGAAUGCAGUGUAGAUGUUUCUUGAGCAGUUUUCAUUUAUGUUUGGUUAGAAAUAGAAAAAAAAACAAAUUUUUAAAUAAAAAUGUCAUGUCAAUGAUCUUGAGUUUGAAGCAUUCCAUGUUUAAUCAUACGCUUAUGAAAUUGAAAUCUUAAAUUUAAUAUUGGCAAUGUAAUUGAAACAUUUCAUUUCAUCUAAAACUUUGUCAUUUUUAUGUAAUGAGCAUGUUCUAUAUUUAAAACAUUUAUUGUUAAGUCAAUGAUUCUGGCUUUUAAAAUAAUAGUUUUGUCAGCAAAGACAAAAUCCUAUAGAAUAAAAGUAUUCCUUUAGCCAGAUUUUGUGGGUUUUAAAAUUUUAUGAUUGAGUAUGUCUGAUUGAGCAUCCAUGUUUUCUGCUAAAUUAUUUCAAUGCUGCAUAAUUGAUAUCUUCCACUCACAUUUGAACAGUCAUAAUAAAUAAAUAAAAACAAGA